AUGCGACCCCCAGGCGCGCCCCUCUUCUGCACCUUACGCCUCUUGCUCCUGCUGCAGCUCGCGGUUUCUCCUGCCCUAGCAGUUGGGAACCAGACCAGGUUAGGGAAGAAAGACUUGCCUGCACUGACCCCGGAACAGCGUGGCUGGGAAGUUUGGGGAUCGGGAGACGUGUUGCAGAAAGUGUUGUCCAGCAGCCCCAGGAGAACAGCUGUAGCCAAAGCACAAAAAGAGAAGAAGGAGGAAAAAGAAGGAAAUGCAUUGACGGCUCCCUUCGGAGACCUGGCAGAGACUCACAGGACUUCGCAUUUCCCCGCACAGAGGCGGCCUGACAUUUGGCUAGUUCCUCUCAGAGCAGCGGUGAUUGAGCUACCGGUUGCCCUUAGAUUUUCCUUGGACACGGCUGAAGAGAAGAGUGAAAAGGAUAUUGAUGGAGGAGGCAGCAAAGAGCAGAAUGUCAGGACCCACUCCGGAGCUCUGGAGCCUUUCUCCAGGUGGAGGAGAGCGGGGAAACCCCAUGGUGACCCAUUGACCAGUCCCCCUAUCUCGGGGAGCGCAAUCACUGUGGAUAGAAAAGCGCAGGAGGAGACAGUAGCUACCUCCGCUAAAGCAUUGCCUUUAAACGGAUCCUCUGAAGGGGCACUCCAGGAGAAGAGCGGUCCCCGCGGGGGAAACGGCACGAACCGGCGCCCCAAGCUCAAGAACCCCUUUUAUCCGCUGACCCGGGAGUCCUAUGGAGCUUAUGCUGUUAUGUGUCUGUCCGUGGUGAUCUUCGGCACUGGCAUAAUAGGCAACUUGGCUGUGAUGUGCAUCGUGUGCCACAACUACUACAUGCGGAGCAUCUCCAACUCCCUCCUGGCUAACCUGGCCUUCUGGGAUUUCCUCAUCAUCUUUUUCUGUCUGCCGCUGGUCAUCUUCCAUGAGCUCACCAAGAAAUGGCUUCUAGAGGAUUUCUCCUGCAAGAUCGUGCCCUAUCUCGAGGUUGCUUCUCUGGGAGUCACCACAUUCACCUUAUGUGCUCUAUGUAUAGAUCGCUUCCGGGCUGCCACUAAUGUUCAAAUGUACUAUGAAAUGAUUGAAAAUUGUAGUUCUACCACCGCCAAACUCGCGGUCAUCUGGGUUGGUGCUCUACUUUUAGCACUCCCGGAGGUUGUCUUGAGACAGCUCAGCAAAGAAGACCUGGGUUUUAGUGACAGAGUUCCAGCAGAAAGGUGUGUCAUCAAGAUUUCCCCUGAGCUCCCGGACACAAUCUAUGUCCUAGCUCUCACUUACGAUAGUGCAAGACUCUGGUGGUAUUUUGGCUGCUAUUUUUGCUUGCCCACACUUUUCACUAUCACCUGCUCCCUUGUGACUGCAAGGAAAAUCCGCAAAGCUGAGAAAGCUUGCACAAGAGGGAACAAGAGACAGAUUCAGCUUGAAAGCCAGAUGAAUUGCACCGUAGUCGCCUUGACCAUUUUAUAUGGAUUUUGCAUCAUUCCUGAGAACAUCUGCAACAUCGUCACAGCCUAUAUGGCUACAGGGGUCUCUGAGCAGACAAUGGACCUUCUCCAUAUCAUCAGUCAAUUUCUUUUGUUUUUUAAAUCUUGUGUCACCCCUGUUCUCCUUUUCUGUCUUUGCAAACCUUUCAGUCGGGCCUUUAUGGAAUGCUGCUGCUGCUGCUGUGAUGAGUGCAUUCAGAAGUCUUCAACAGUGACCAGUGAUGACAAUGAUAAUGAGUAUACCACAGAACUAGAGCUCUCUCCUUUUAGUACCAUACGUCGUGAAAUGUCUACUUUUGCAUCUGUUGGGACCCACUGUUGAGUGACUUCUUUUUAAUUUUAUGAAGGUUUUUACUUUCUUUUUCUUUACUGGAGAAAAAUGCAAAAAAAUAAAAUAAAAUUACAUAUAGUAGACUGAUUUUACAUAUUAACACAUAUACUUUGUUGAGGGGAAGGGAAUUAUGUUUAGUUAUUUAAGAAAAAAGAACAACCCAACCAAUAGUUUUAGACCAUUUUUAUCCAGUAUGGUGCUAAUAUUUUAUUUGAAAAUAAAAAGCUACUGCACCUUAAUUUAAUUACUCAUUAGUUUUGUAUAAAUAUAAUUAUUGUUCUUUGAGUAUAGUCAUGUGAUUUUAUAAGAUGUUUUAUGUAAAGAUGUGGUUGAAAGUAUUGUGUAUUAUAUUGUGAGGUGACCUGGAGUUUAAAGUUCUCAAAGUAGCAUAAAAUAAAUUGCAUUUCAUUAUUUAAUUUCAUUGUCAACCUACUUUUAACAAAGAACCAAUAAAUUUCUUUCAAUUUCCUUAAUCACAGAUUAUUAUUUCAUGUAGAAAUAUGUAGAUUGACCCUAUUUAAUUUUUUUGUUAAUUUACAUUCCUUUUGAGGCAAGUAGCUAGUUUGUUAUAAUGAAGUGUUCCUCAUGGUGUUUCCU
This is a messenger RNA of Sarcophilus harrisii (Tasmanian devil), 2403 nucleotides long. RefSeq names its product G protein-coupled receptor 37 (gene GPR37). Gene Ontology annotation, biological process: positive regulation of MAPK cascade; adenylate cyclase-inhibiting G protein-coupled receptor signaling pathway. NCBI's taxonomy places the organism in Eukaryota, Metazoa, Chordata, Mammalia, Dasyuromorphia, Dasyuridae. The transcript is spliced from 2 exons. Gene Ontology annotation, molecular function: G protein-coupled peptide receptor activity; prosaposin receptor activity. Bases 1 to 1797 code for a protein of 598 amino acids. Gene Ontology annotation, cellular component: plasma membrane; signaling receptor complex. The record is from RefSeq and is a predicted model, not a curated record.